Molecule: messenger RNA, 1542 nt
Organism: Bemisia tabaci
Lineage: Eukaryota; Metazoa; Arthropoda; Insecta; Hemiptera; Aleyrodidae
Gene: Faa
Product: fumarylacetoacetate hydrolase
Biological process (GO): L-tyrosine catabolic process; L-phenylalanine catabolic process; homogentisate catabolic process
Molecular function (GO): fumarylacetoacetase activity
Source: RefSeq, a predicted model, not a curated record
AGCCCCUGGAACUGGUCUGAUGACAUCGCGAGAUAAUUCAAGUUUUCGUCGGUUGUUUACAGUAUAUUUUCCAUUCGUUCGAACCGCUAGUUCUCCCGAAGAAGUCGCCCAAUUCAACGCGUUCAAAAUAGUUCCAUCAGUCGAUCUCCGACGAAACUCGAUCGAAGAAUAACAGUUGUGAUAAGCCGGUAUUUCGGAGCAGCGUGAAAGAUGAAGUGCGCGGUAGACUACCCGCCCGACACGGAGUUCCCGAUCGAGAACCUGCCGUACGGAGUUUUCUCCACCGUCGACAACCCAACACACCGCAUUGGAGUUGCCAUUGGUGAUCAGAUUUUGGACUUGCAUGCUACAAAGAAUAUAUUCAGAGGCCCGAUUCUUUCAUCAAAUCAGGAUGUUUUUUUAGAGCAAACCUUGAACAAAUUUAUGGAAUUAGGAAGACCAGCAUGGCGUGAAGCUCGUGCAUCCUUACAAGAAUAUUUAUGUGAUAAAGAUCGAGUGAAAGACGGAGUAUUUGUAGAACAAUGGCAAGCAGAAAUGCAUUUACCAGCCAAAAUCGGAGACUACACAGACUUUUAUUCCUCGAUCCACCAUGCAACUAACGUAGGAAUAAUGUUCCGAGGAGAGAAGGAUGCUCUGAUGCCUAAUUGGAAAUACAUUCCAGUGGGUUACCAUGGAAGAGCAUCAUCUGUAGUAGUAUCUGGAACGCCGAUUCGUAGACCGAAUGGACAAACCUGUCCUGUAGAGGGCGCUGCGCCAGUUUUUGGUCCCUGCAGACUGCUUGAUUUUGAAUUGGAAAUGGCCAUUUUUGUAGGGGGUAAACCCAAUAAAUUAGGAGAACCUAUUCACAUUGACGAUGCAGAGGAGCAUAUUUUUGGAAUGGUAUUGAUGAAUGACUGGAGUGCGCGUGAUAUACAAAAAUGGGAGUAUGUCCCACUUGGACCUUUCUUAGCAAAAAAUUUAGGCACUACCAUCUCGCCUUGGAUUGUGACGAUGGAGGCACUCGCUCCUUUUAUUGUAGAAAACACAAAACAAGAUCCUGCACCAUUCCCUUACCUAACGCAAAAGAAUAAUUAUAACUUUGAUAUUAAUUUGCAGGUUGACAUCAAAUGCCAAAGUUCCACCACAACAGUAUGCAAGACAAACUAUAAAUACAUGUAUUGGACUCCGAAGCAACAUCUGGCACAUCACUCUGUAACCGGUUGUAAUAUGAAUGCAGGAGACUUACUGGCAUCUGGAACAAUUAGUGGACCGACACCAGAUUCUUAUGGCUCAAUGUUGGAACUAUGCUGGAGAGGAACGAAACCUAUCCCAUUGAACAACGGAGAGACUCGUAAAUUUUUGCAAGAUGGUGAUGAAGUCAUCUUAAAAGGAUAUUGUCAAGGAGCUAACCAUCGUGUAGGUUUCGGUACUUGCACCGGAAAAGUACUUCCAGCACAUCCAGUGGAAUCAAGAUGGAAGUAAACCAAAAAUUCCUACAUACAUAAUAUGAAAGACUGGCAUUUUAAGUUUAAUAAAUAUUUUCUAUUAUUUUUCAAAAAAUUA